UUGAGCGCCAUAUUGGAGUGUAACUAACUAGCUAUUGUUAUAAAUAGGGUCGGGGCUGCUGCUGGCUGAGUUUACAUGUUUUCUACAAGUUUGUUCUAAGGAAAAGAGAAAGUUAUCGGUGGGUCAUGAAAGAAAUGUCAGCGAACUGUAACAGUAUGCAUGGCGGGCAGCAGCCUCAGAAACACUAUGGCAUUACCUCGUCCAUUAGCAUGGCCUUCCCCAGGGAGGUGGACCAUCAGUACACACACAAGCUCAGCGAGGCCAUGAAACCCUUUGGGGUGUUCGAGGAUGAGGACGAACUCAACCACAGACUCGCAGUUCUUGGGAAGUUGAAUUCAUUUGUCAAGGAAUGGAUUGCCGAGAUCAGUGAAACGAAGAACCUCCCACCAUCGGCGAUAACCAAUGUGGGGGGAAAGAUCUUCACCUUUGGGUCUUACCGGCUUGGAGUUCACACUAAAGGGGCGGAUAUUGAUGCCUUGUGUGUAUCGCCGCGACACGUGGAGAGGACAGACUUCUUCGACUCAUUCUUUGCAAAGCUCAAACUGCACGAAGAGAUCAAAGAUCUACGGGCGGUGGAGGAUGCCUUUGUACCUGUGAUCAAAUUCAAGUUUGACGGCAUCGAGAUUGACCUGCUGUUUGCACGGCUGGCUCUGCAGUCCAUCCCAGAUAACCUGGAUCUGAGAGGAGACUCCCACCUGAGGAACCUGGACAUCCGCUGCAUCCGCAGCCUCAAUGGCUGCAGAGUGACAGAUGAGAUCCUGUACUUGGUACCAAACAAGGAGAACUUCAGACUAACCCUGAGAGCCAUCAAGCUGUGGGCCAAACGCCGUGGAAUCUACUCCAACAUGUUGGGCUUCCUGGGUGGAGUCUCCUGGGCCAUGCUGGUAGCCAGGACCUGCCAGCUCUACCCCAACGCUGUGGCAGCCACUCUCGUACACAAGUUCUUCCUCGUCUUCUCCAAAUGGGAAUGGCCGAAUCCUGUGCUUUUGAAACAGCCUGAAGACAGCAAUCUGAAUCUACCUGUUUGGGAUCCACGAGUGAACCCAUCAGACAGGUACCACCUGAUGCCCAUCAUCACGCCAGCCUACCCCCAGCAGAACUCCACCUACAACGUCUCCACUUCCACACGCACCAUCAUGAGCGAGGAGUUCAAAUACGGUCUCAGUGUCACAGAUGACAUCCUUCAGGGGAAAAGCGACUGGUCCAAACUGUUCCAUCCGCCCAACUUUUUCCUGAAGUACAAGCAUUAUAUUGUUCUGACUGCCAGUGCAUCCACAGAAGAAAACCAAUUAGAAUGGAUCGGUCUGGUGGAGUCUAAGAUCCGUGUCCUGGUGGGGAACCUGGAGAGGAACGAGUACAUCACCCUGGCACACGUCAACCCCACAUCCUUCCCCGGGAACAAGGAGAGCUGUAGCGAGAACGAGUUUGUCUCCAUGUGGUUCAUUGGGAUCAUCUUCAAGAAAGUGGAGAACACAGAGAGCGUCAACAUCGACCUGACCUACGACAUCCAGUCCUUCACAGACACAGUUUACAGGCAGGCCAACAACAUCACCAUGCUGAAGGAUGGGAUGAAGAUCGAAGCGACGCACGUGAAGAAGAAGCAGCUCCACCAGUACCUUCCUGUUGAGCUGGUGCAGAGGAAGAAGAGGAGCAUAGUGGAGCUGAACCCCAACUCCAAUGGCGGGACUUCCAAGCGUUCCUCUCUCGAUGCCAGUCAGCUGGACAGUUCCAGAGACACUGACUCCGGGACUCCCUUCAGCUCUCCCACCUCCGUCUGCAAGCCGUCCAGGCCGGCCGCCUCGGACACAGACGACAGUUUGACACCCCCCAAGGUGCCAGUCUCUCUGUUUGUGGAGACCAGCUCCUCAGUGCCAGACGUCUCUCCACCCAGGACCAAUCAGGAGCAGGGUUUGUCCAUCCCCGUCAUUGGAUCAAAGUCCGAGCCCUCUGCCCCAACGGGCCCAGUCGGUAGCACCAUUCCUACAGUAGUGGGUAGGAGCAUGGUCUCUCUCCCUGGCAGCACCAGCUCCACAGAGCAGAACGGAGCCAAGAGGCUCCACUCCCCUACGCUGGAGGAUCAGUCCAAGAGACUGAAAGACGGUGCAGAGCCGGUGAGUCCUCCAGCAGGCAGCACCAUUCCUACAGUAGUAGGCAGGAGCGUUGUACCCUGCCUGGGCUCCUCUAGAGAUACAACCAGCCCGACAGAGCAGAACCAGAACGGAGCCACCGCUGCAUCCAAGAGACCUCACUCCCCCACACAGGACGGACUCCCCAAGAGGAUACGAGACACUGCACAUCUGCUGGUGUCCGGCGAUGACUCUACAUUCAAGGAGCCGUUCCCUUUAUCUAGCGACGGCCAGGAGCAAGGGGACGGGGUGAACGUCGAACGUCUUGGUGGGGUGAAGGCUAUGCCUAUUCCAACUAUCGACUCAUCAAGAACACAGAGACUUCCCAGUAUGGAGCUGCCAGAUGUGACCUCUCCCCUCCCCAGCAGUAACCACCAGCGGGUGGUGAAGAACUCCAUCAGACUAGCCCUCAACAGGCACAGGUAACCCCAGGUAACGCCCCCCCCCCCUCCCCUCCCAAACCCCUUCCUUCACAAGGCCAGGACCUACAACACUGACUAGCUCCAGACCUGAGAGAUCCAAAAUCAAGACUACUGUGGUAAAACCUAGUGAGGAAGCCGAUUUUAACUCUCCCGCUCACCCCACCCUGUCACUGGACGAUGGGCAACGGCAGUCCCUUGUUCCUCAAAAAAUGUCAUCUCUGUUUCUACGGUCCUUCCCAGUUGAGCCUGAAGCAGAAAUGAAAAGGCUGAUUUCAGAUUGGGUUGGAGAAGAGUUGGAUUUAUUUAUUUAUUUUUGUAAAUUUUCCCCCUCUUCCUUUACUGUGUGUAGUUGUGUUUUAAAUGGCCUUAACGUGUCGAUGCUUGCUACUACACCGGUCUGUACCAUCCUAAUGUUUUGACAAAUGGAAACUUCUACAAUAGGUGUAGUUUAUUGUACAUAGCUCGUCUUUAAAAAAGAAAAAAAAAGAAUCACAGACGUUUAGUAACAGUCCGUACAGCUGUUAUAGUUUUAUGAUCUAAAAUGAAAAGAAAAAAAAUGUUUCAAAAAUGUAUUGUCAACUGCAUCACAACGUGACCUUGAUAGCCAAUCUCAGCCUUCCCACCAAGUAGACUCCGCAACCUGGGUUGUGUUCAUUUGGGCGCAACAUAUGAAAAUGUUUUGCAACAGAAACCUAAAAUGAGAAUUCCUUUUAGGACAAGUUCAGAUAGUACCUCCCUUUUUUCUUCCUGUAUGUUCCUAGGUUGGUUAACAGGACCUCCUGUGUAUGUCCCCCCCCCCCUCUAGGUUGGUUAACAGGACCUCCUGUGUAUGUCCCCCCCCCCCCCCUCUA
Molecule: messenger RNA, 3399 nt
Organism: Salvelinus namaycush (lake trout)
Lineage: Eukaryota; Metazoa; Chordata; Actinopteri; Salmoniformes; Salmonidae
Product: poly(A) polymerase gamma-like
Exons: 23
Coding region: 126-2552 (808 amino acids)
Cellular component (GO): nucleus
Molecular function (GO): RNA binding; poly(A) RNA polymerase activity
Source: RefSeq, a predicted model, not a curated record